Erigeron canadensis is the source of this 947-nucleotide messenger RNA. RefSeq lists its product as uncharacterized. The record is from RefSeq and is a predicted model, not a curated record. The coding region runs from base 151 to 843 and encodes 230 amino acids. Lineage: Eukaryota; Viridiplantae; Streptophyta; Magnoliopsida; Asterales; Asteraceae. The transcript is spliced from 2 exons.
UUUUCCCUAUAUAUCUCUAUAUAUAUAAACACUUCACCUACUAAGACAUCAUUUGAAACACAAAAGCUAGCUAGAGAAAAAGAUUGAGCUAGAGAAAACCAAAAAAUAAGAUUUAAAUUGUAGUGACAUAUAUAAUAGUAGCUAGACUAGAUGGAGUUCAAGAAGGGUUAUCUUGAUCUAAUCCUGGUACCCUUAUCUUUUAUGGUAUCCAUCAGCUAUCACCUUUGGUUGUGGCAUAAGGUUCGAACUCAACCCCUCUCCACUGUUAUCGGUACCAAUGCUCAUGGACGCCGCUUGUGGGUAUCAACCAUUAUGAAGGAUAAUGAUAAGAAAAACAUCUUAGCCGUUCAGACAAUAAGAAACUCAAUCAUGGGAUCAACCUUAAUGGCAACAACAUCAAUACUUUUGUGUUCUGGUUUAGCAGCAGUUAUCAGCAGUACUUACAGUGUCAAAAAACCGCUUAACGACACAAUCUAUGGGGCACAUGGAGAGUUCAUGGUAGCGUUAAAAUAUGUAACGCUCCUUGUUCUGUUUCUAUUUUCUUUCAUUUGUCAUUCUCUAUCAAUCCGGUUUAUUAGCCAAGUGAACUUCUUGAUCAACUGCCCACAAGAUUCUACAAUAGUCACGACCUCGUAUGUGUCUGAGCUUCUAGAGAAGAGUUUCACGCUCAAUGCAUUAGGGAACCGCAUAUUUUAUCUAGCGCUCCCAAUCGUGCUUUGGAUUUUUGGGCCGGUUCUUGUGUUAUUAUGUUCCCUUAGCAUGGUGCCUAUACUUUACAAUCUUGAUUUCUUGUUUGGAGAUUCAAUGAAAGGGAGAGUGAGUGAAGUUGCAAAUGAGGUUUAAUUAUAUGUUAUUCGAUCUUGACAUUGUAAUCAUUUUUUGUAUGAUUUGUUGUCAUUAUUUAUAUAACUAAAUAUAUGUAUGCGUUUAACUUAUUAAUGAUUACA